Crotalus tigris (Tiger rattlesnake) is the source of this 2283-nucleotide messenger RNA. Its product is annotated as vitelline membrane outer layer protein 1-like. Lineage: Eukaryota; Metazoa; Chordata; Lepidosauria; Squamata; Viperidae. Bases 1435 to 1989 code for a protein of 184 amino acids. The record is from RefSeq and is a predicted model, not a curated record. The transcript has 4 exons.
AUGAUUUAUUUUAAAACUUGGGAAAAAUUCUAUCAAUGGUUAGAGACCCGUUAGAAUCUGAAAAGGACUUAAUAUUUCAGAAUAGAUGAUUGAUCUUUAACUGAGUUAUAAUCUAUAGGUUGAUAACAUCUUUACUUUUAGUGAUUUAGUGAUUUCUAACCGCUAAUGUUGAUAGUCAUGAAUUGUUCAGAUUUUAUUAUUCAUGUUUAUUUAAAUAGAUGAAUUUAUUUGUUUAUUAAUUGUUAGUAAUAUGGUUAUAGUUAAUUUUAUUUUAAAAAUGGUUGAGUAUGGUAUUUACUUACUAUUAUGAUCCAGACGGUAGCUUGUUUGUUAAAAUAUGUGAUUGUACCUAUCCUUAUUCCAUCCUAAAUCCCCUAUCUCCUUUCCCCCAUCCCCUUCCCCUCCCACACCCGUAUUGUUCCUAUUUUUUCCUUAUUCAUAUAAACUCAAUAAAAUAUUUUUUUUUAAAAAAAGGUAGCAAAAGACAAUCUUUUGUCACAUGGACCAAUUUGGAAUGCUGAAAACAUGUGAUGGACACACUUGCAAAAUGGCCGGCUUGGCAAUCUCCUCUAUGUACACAGUGAUGGCCUUGUGGGCAAGACGAAUCCCAAUACAAUCCAUGCGUGAGAAGGCAAAACUGGCCUUCCAGGACUUCUAGGCAUUUUCAUAGAGUCCAAAAGCAGUAUUUACUCAGUUCGAUGGGCCAGACAUAUUACUUAUUUAGUUACUUCCACUCCUUCCAUUCAGGAACUCCUAAUGGCUCAACUAAUACCCCUUUCCUUGUUUUUUUUAACAGUCUUGGCAGGAAUCUUGAGGUGAGAGGGGCUCACUGACUGAAAAUCACCCAGUGAUUAUAUAUUUACUACUUUUUGGUUUUAAUUAUUAUUAAUGCUAUCUUUUGUUAUAGGAUGCAUGUUAUAAGUUAGUAUUAUAUAUAAAUUCCCUCCUUAAAGACCAGUCUGCUUUCAUCUAUCAUUCCAAAGUUAGAUUCUGUUUAUAUCUAUAAGUCAAAUAUCAAAUUUGGAUCUGUUCUUUACACAUUUUUGUUACUCUUAGUGUGUGAAAUUUCCACUUUCUGGUUUCUUGCUAUAAGCCAUAAAUCUCUAAGUUGCUAAUUGUAGAGGCCAGUUUGGUAUAUUGGUUAAGACACCAGACUGGGGACUGACUGGUGCUCUAGUCAUGUCUUAGGUGCAAAGCCAACUGGGCCAAUCCCUCUAUCUCAGCUCUAGGCAGAAGGAGACAGUGACAAACCAUUUCUGAAAUCUUACCAAAGAAACUGCAGGACCAAAUCCAGGCAGUUCCCCGGAAUUAAGACUGAGGCAAAGAUAUAUAAAAAAGAAUUGAAAUACUGUGGGUACUUUAUAAAUGAUUCCUGGUUUCUAGGAUGCUGCAAUUUCUGAAGACAUUUCUGUUUCAAGAAUCCGACUGGUUUCCAUGGAUCUCUCUGCCAGGACUACUCUUCUCUUUACUAUCUCAUGCUGCCUGUGGAAUAUUGAAGCCCGAGAGUAUACACUUGCUCUCAGUGUGCCAAAUGGGGGUAACUGGGGUGACUGGGGCCAAAGUAGAUUUUGCGAGAAAGGUUAUGCUCAUGGCUUCUCCCUGAAGGUGGAAGAAAAGCAAGGGACAGGUGAUGAUACAGCUCUGAAUGGAAUCCGCUUGAUCUGUACCGAUGGCACAAAAAUUGAGUCUAAAGUUGGACCGUGGGGAACCUGGACCAAAGAACAAUUCUGCUACACAGGCUACCUGACUUCUUUUUCUCUGAGAGUGGAACCACCACAAAAAGAGGGUGAUGAUACAGCAGCCAACAAUAUUCAGUUCACCUGCAGUGAUGGUGCUAGCCUGAUGGGCCUUGGCAUGACAUGGGGUGAAUUUGGCGCAUGGAGCCAGCGCUGCAUCAGAGGCACAUGUGGUAUGAGAACAAGGGUGGAGGAUGCACAGGGCAUUGGUGAUGACACAGCACUCAAUGAUGUGCAUUUUUUCUGCUGUUAACAGUUGAUACAUGUUUUCUUAUGUAUCAAUAUGCUUUCGUUAUGUACUGUCAAAGACUGUUAAUUAUUGUUAAAUAUUAACUUGAGAAUAAAGAGUGUGUGGUCAUGCAAGGUAACCACCCCCAGGAGUUACCUCCAGAUUGGAGAGACCUAAGGAAGGUAGCAGAAACCUCAAGCAUUGCAAGUGUGAUUGACUGUUUCCCUUCUCAUCAUUUUGAUCCAAGGCAGAGUAAAAUACUGUAAUAUCAGGUUUCUGAUUGCUUGCAUGCAAAUAAAAUUAUGUUGCAUCUUUAAA